Molecule: messenger RNA, 1157 nt
Organism: Myodes glareolus (Bank vole)
Lineage: Eukaryota; Metazoa; Chordata; Mammalia; Rodentia; Cricetidae
Source: RefSeq, a predicted model, not a curated record
AUGGACAUGAAGAAGAGGAUCCACCUGGAGCUGAGAAACCGGACCCCGGCAGCAGUUUGAGAACUUGUCUUGGACAUGCAAAGCGACGAUGGAAAAAUCGAGGGGUUAACGGAUGAAUUUGUGAACCUAGAGUUCCUCAGUUUAAUAAGUGUAGGCUUGUUCUCAGUUUCAGAUCUCCCCAAGCUACCGAAAUUGAAAAAGCUUGAGCUCAGCGAUAACAGAAUCUUUGGCGGUCUGGACAGACUAGCAGAAGAACUGCCAAGCCUCACACAUCUGAACUUUAGUGGAAAUAAGCUGAAAGAUAUCAGCACCUUGGAACCUUUAAAAAAAUUGGAUUGUCUGAAAAGCCUGGAUCUCUUUGACUGUGAGGUCACUAACCUGAACGAUUACAGAGAGAGUGCCUUCAAGCUCCUGCCCCAGCUGUCCUAUCUGGACGGCUAUGACCGAGAGGACCAGGAAGCACCUGACUCGGAUGUGGAGGUGGAUGGCGUAGAGGAAGCCCCUGACUCAGAUGCAGAGGUGGAUGGUGUGGACAAAGAAGAAGAGGAUGAAGAAGGAGAAGAUGAAGAGGAAGAGGAGGAUGAAGAAGAGAAUGAAGAUGAAGAUGAAGAUGAGGAUGUAGAAGAUGAUGAAGAUGAAGUCAGUGGGGAGGAAGAAGAAUUUGGACAUGAUGGUGAAGUUGAUGAAGAUGAAGAAGAUGAGGAUGAAGAGGAGGAUGAAGAGGAGGAAGAAAGUGGGAAAGGUGAAAAGAGAAAGAGGGAAACAGACGAUGAAGGAGAAGAUGAUUGAGACCCCAAACAAUCUGCAAGAACCAGAACUGUUGAGUAUUGGUUGGACUGUUCAUGGAUUUGGUAGCUGUUUAAAAAGGUAGCUGUGAUACAACCCCAGGACACCCCACCCAAAGAGCCAAAGAAUAGUUCCCAAGACAUUCCGCCUUCCUCCGUUUAGCCCCUUGGUAAUCCACCACCAAGCCUGGGGACUUCUGCCCCAACAAAAUUGUAAAGGUUGUUAGGUUUUCGUGUAAGACUCUUGCUGUAUCGUGACAGCUGUGGUUGGUGAGUUGACCGUCCUGGCUGCCAGUUACACUGCGAUUGUAACAACAUUUUUACUUUCUGUACAACAAGGAAAAGCUUUGUAAAUAAAAUCUUAACAUUUUG